AUGGCAGAAGCUCUCGCCGUUGUGGGUGCUGUCGCGUCAACCAUCCAACUGAUGGACUUUACCGCUAAGGUCUUUGAGCGUCUCAACGACUACAUCCAAUUCGGAAGUGCUUUCCCCAAGGAGCUGUCUCAACAAGCUGGAGAGAACUUUGUGAAACGUCAUGGGCUCCCGAAAAUUGCAAUAGAAGAACGCAAUGCGAACAGUAGUAUCACCUUUUGA
This is a messenger RNA of Penicillium daleae, 219 nucleotides long. RefSeq lists its product as uncharacterized. The record is from RefSeq and is a predicted model, not a curated record. The transcript has a single exon. Bases 1 to 219 code for a protein of 72 amino acids. NCBI's taxonomy places the organism in Eukaryota, Fungi, Ascomycota, Eurotiomycetes, Eurotiales, Aspergillaceae.